CACGCCGCGGGUCUAUGAAGGUCCUUCCCACGGGCGGGGGCCCGACCCGGCGCCCGGAGCCUGAGGCCAGGCCGGAGGACGUCGUGGAGGAAGCGGUUCCUGCCGUGCCCCCGGCUCCACCCCUGCGGGGCGCGCCCGCGGCGGGGCUGCCGCCGGACCCCCAGGAUCCCUGGGAGGGCGAGGAGGACGCGGAGCCCGGCGAGCGGCGGGGCGGGCGGACCAGCCGCACCGCGUCCCUGGUGAGCGGGCUGCUCACCGAGCUGUACAGCUGCACCGAGGAGGAGGAGGCGGCCGGCGGGGGCCGCGGGCCCGGGGGCCUCCAGCGGCGCCGCGACAGCCUCGACAGCUCCACCGAGGCCUCGGGCUCCGACGUGGUCCUGGGCGGGCGCGGCGACUCCCGGGAGCUGCAGGAGCUGCGGGAGCGGCCGAGCCAGCAGCACCAGCGCCUGUACCUGCGGCAGAAAGACACUAAUGAACUGAAGACGAUCCUCCGAGAGCUUAAGUACAGAAUUGGCAUUCAGUCGGCGAAGUUACUCCGGCAGCUGAAGCAGAAAGAUCGGCUUCUGCAUAAAGUCCAGAAGAACUGCGAUAUUGUGACGGCGUGCUUGCAGGCCGUGUCACAGAAGAGAAGUAAUUGUGACAAAAGAAAAUUCAAUCUAAAGCCAAAAUUGGGAAAAAAUGGUUUUCAGCAGUGGUAUGAUGCUCUCAAGGCAGUUGCCAGACUAUCAACAGGAAUACCAAAAGAAUGGAGGAGAAAGGUUUGGUUGACCUUGGCAGAUCACUAUUUGCACAGCAUAGCCAUUGACUGGGACAAAACCUUGCGCUUCACUUUCAAUGAAAGGAGUAAUCCGGAUGAUGACUCAAUGGGAAUUCAGAUAGUCAAGGAUCUUCACCGCACAGGCUGCAGUUCUUACUGUGGCCAGGAGGCGGAGCAAGACAGGGUUGUGUUGAAGCGGGUCCUGCUGGCCUAUGCCCGCUGGAACAAGAAUGUUGGGUACUGCCAAGGCUUUAACAUCCUGGCUGCACUAAUUCUGGAAGUGGUGGAAGGCAACGAAGGGGAUGCUCUGAAAAUUAUGAUUUACCUUAUUGACAAGGUACUUCCCGAGAGCUAUUUUGUCAAUAAUCUCCGGGCGUUGUCUGUGGAUAUGGCUGUCUUCAGAGACCUCCUGAGACUGAAGCUCCCUGAAUUAUCUGAGCACCUGGACACUCUUCAGAGAACUGCAAACAAGGAGAGUGGAGGUGGAUACGAGCCCCCGCUCACGAAUGUCUUCACGAUGCAGUGGUUUCUGACUCUCUUCGCCACGUGCCUCCCUAACCACACCGUUUUAAAGAUUUGGGAUUCUGUCUUUUUUGAAGGUUCGGAAAUCAUCCUAAGGGUGUCGCUGGCUAUCUGGGCAAAGUUGGGAGAGCAGAUAGAAAACUGUGAAACGGCAGAUGAAUUCUACAGCACCAUGGGGCGCCUCACCCAGGAGAUGCUAGAGCAUGAUCUUCUAGAAAGCCAUGAACUUAUGCAGACUGUUUACUCCAUGGCUCCAUUCCCUUUCCCACAACUGGCAGAGCUGAGGGAAAAGUACACCUACAACAUUACACCGUUCCCAGCUGCAGUGAAACCCACCUCCGUGUCUGGACGACAUGGUAAGAUCAGAGACAGUGAUGAAGAGAAUGACCCAGAUGAUGAAGAUGCUAUUGCUAAUGCCGUGGGGUGUCUUGGACCUUUCAGUGGACUCCUGGCACCUGAACUACAGAAGUACCAAAAACAAAUUAAAGAGCCCCACGAAGAGCAGAGUCUGAGAUCCAAUAACAUUGCGGAGCUGAGUCCAGGAGCCAUCAAUUCCUGCCGAAGUGAAUACCACGCCGCUUUCAACAGCAUGAUGAUGGAGCGCAUGACCACGGACAUCAACGCGCUAAAGCGGCAGUAUUCUCGGAUUAAAAGGAAGCAGCAGCAGCAGGUUCACCAGGUGUAUAUCAGAGCAGACAAAGGGCCGGUGACCAGCCUCCUCCCGUCUCAGGUGAACAACUCUCCAGUUAUAAACCACCUGCUCUUAGGAAAGAAGAUGAAAAUGUCCAACCGAGCCGCCAGGAACGCUGUCAUUCACAUCCCCGGCCACGCGGGAGGCAAAGCAUCCCCCGUCCCCUACGAAGACCUCAGGUCGAAGCUCAACUCUCCGUGGCGAACUCACAUCCGAGUCCACAAAAAGACCAUGCCGAGGGCCAGGAGCCAGCCGGGCUGCGGGGACACCGUGGGGCUCAUCGAAGAGCCGGGCGAGGGCUGCAGGGCCGCGCGCCCGGGGCCCGCGGAGGCGGAGGCGGAGGCGUGCCCUUCCCCUGGAGGCGGCAGCGCGCAAGGCAGCGCAGGGGGGCACCAUCGAGGCCGCUGCGCAAGGUCCAGCGGCCGCCAGGAACCUGGUGGCUGUACGGCCCCACGGAGCGGACCCCGGCCGGUGCACUUUCCUCACAUGAGCCGGGGCUUCAGCAAAGCCGCCGGUGGGAACAGUAGCACGAAGAAGCGGUGA
This is a messenger RNA of Myotis lucifugus (little brown bat), 2513 nucleotides long. RefSeq names its product TBC1 domain family member 30 (gene TBC1D30). Lineage: Eukaryota; Metazoa; Chordata; Mammalia; Chiroptera; Vespertilionidae. Bases 15 to 2513 code for a protein of 832 amino acids. The record is from RefSeq and is a predicted model, not a curated record. Gene Ontology annotation, cellular component: endoplasmic reticulum. The transcript is spliced from 16 exons.